Molecule: messenger RNA, 975 nt
Organism: Solenopsis invicta (red fire ant)
Lineage: Eukaryota; Metazoa; Arthropoda; Insecta; Hymenoptera; Formicidae
Exons: 2
Coding region: 1-975 (324 amino acids)
Source: RefSeq, a predicted model, not a curated record
AUGUCAAAUUCACCAUCACAAAUUUUCUUGUCAACGGUUUUGGCAGACGCGAAAGACUGUCAAGGAAGGAGACAAACGUGUCGCAUACUUCUGGAUCCAGGAUCGCAGUCUCACCUCGUAACAGAGGAUUUGGUACGACGUUUGGGCCUUACAACAAAAUCAGUUAACAUCUCUAUCUCUGGAGUCAAUCAAACACUCAGUAAAGCACAGAAGCAAGUUCAAAUUCAGAUCAGCUCAAGGCAUUACGAAUACAAGGUCACCAUCGACUGUCUGGUCUCAAAACGAAUCAUAGAUCCUCUACCCACCGUCACAAUGGACAAGAAUCAUUUCAAGAUUCCAUCGAAUUUGGCAUUAGCGGAUCCAGCAUUUUAUCGUUCCACGGACGUGGACAUACUUUUAGGCGCUGAGGUGUUUUGGAAGAUUUUGUGCGUCGGACAGAUAGAGGAAUCAUCAGAUCAUCCUCUGCUCCAAAAAACCUUGUUCGGAUGGAUAAUAGGUGUUGAGAGGUUCUGGCAAACGGAACAGGUUUCUCUCAAACCAGUGCUCACCGAAGAGGAGCGGCAAUAUGAGAAGCAAUUCAAGCAAACCUAUCGCCGAACAGAACUAGGUAGAUUUGUCGUACAGUUACCGAUUAAAGAAGACAAGCUAAGUACAUUAGGGCAUUCCUACGAAACCGCUUUGAAACGUUUCCAUUCGCUAGAGCGUAAAUUAAAUCGCAAUCCUGAAAUGAAAAGGGAAUACACACAAUUCAUACACGAAUACCGUCAGCUCAAGCACAUGCAUCUUGCCACAUUGGAAACCAAGGGAGCAUUCCCUGCAUAUUACAUGCCGCAUCAUGCCGUCUUCAAGGCUACCAGUUCUACUACAAGGAUCCGUGUCGUCUUUGACGCGUCAUGUAAGACGGACACAGGAACAUCACUCAAUGACAUUCUGAUGGUAGGACCACCUUACAGCAAGAUCUCAUUUCCAUUUUAA